AUGUGGCUUCUCAAUCAUGGGAAAGGCCAUGACGUGUUGGGGGUGCUUCGAGAGGAUGAGAAUACUGUUCUAGCCGUGCUUGCAGACGACAUCUCGGCGCAAGUGGGCCAUACAUACCGUGCGAUACACUCGGAGCAGCUGUGUGGCAAGGGCGCAUGCACAUCAGGAUGUGAUACAGGUCGGCCCGUUUCGUUCUACCUCAAUGGCUGUACAUAUCCCGCCGUUACGUUUGUCCCGUACAUGCAGCAGCUUCGUUGCAUAUGA
Molecule: messenger RNA, 264 nt
Organism: Peniophora sp. CBMAI 1063
Lineage: Eukaryota; Fungi; Basidiomycota; Agaricomycetes; Russulales; Peniophoraceae
Source: the annotation of a GenBank genome assembly